Vombatus ursinus (common wombat) is the source of this 477-nucleotide messenger RNA. RefSeq names its product galectin-related inter-fiber protein (gene GRIFIN). The coding region runs from base 10 to 477 and encodes 155 amino acids. The record is from RefSeq and is a predicted model, not a curated record. NCBI's taxonomy places the organism in Eukaryota, Metazoa, Chordata, Mammalia, Diprotodontia, Vombatidae. Gene Ontology annotation, molecular function: carbohydrate binding. The transcript has 5 exons.
ACUGGGAAGAUGCCUGUGCAGUUUGAAGCCUUUUGCUCAGGGGGCCUGGUCCCAGGCUGGAGUCUGAUCGUCCAGGGUCAGUCCAACUCCAAAGAUGAUGAGUUUGAAAUAAACUUCCUCUCUGAGUCAGGUGAAAUUGCUUUCCACUUCAAACCUCGAUUCUCCAAUGGCACCUUGGUCUGCAACUCCUUCCAGGGCAGUCGUUGGGGUGAAGAGGAAGUUUACAGUGUCUUCCCUCUGGAGCUAAAGGAACCAUUCGAGAUUGAAAUCUUUUCAGAUUCAGAGUAUUUCCAUGUCUUCAUCCAAGAGAGCAAGGUGGCACAGUAUGAGCACCGCCACAAGCCACUGGCCUCCAUCACCAAGGUGCAAGUGCUGAAUGACCUCAGAUUCCCAUUGGUGGAGCUUUCCAAGAAGCGCCUCUAUUUGGGGCUCAAACCGAACUUCACUGGGCCCUGGAGGACACCCUGGAUCUCCUAA